AAUGAAAUAAAUGAGUGCUUUUAAUCGGAUAUGACAUUAUGGAAAGUCCAGCAUUAAUUGUUUCUUAAGAAUCCAACAUCAUUACCAAUUAAUGUAUUAACACAGAACAUAUGUUAAAACAAUUUUUUGUGCGUGUACUGAAAAGCAGUUUAUAUUUUUCUUGUGCAAAGAAACAACAUGUCCGCUAUCUUGUUUGGCGUCCGAACCAAUUUUUUAUUUACCACAUAUCACAGUGUAAAUCUGAGGUGAUGUGAUUAAAUUUACAAUUUUUGUAACAAUGCACUGUGCCGCGAGACGUAUCCUCAGAUUUUUUACGUGAACAAUGACGGAGCCGGAACUUUGCCGGCUCUGCGCCGAGACCAAAGAAAAUUUUAUUGGAAUUUAUGAUGCUGAAGGACAAAAAUUAGCUAUAGAAGCUAAAAUAUCAAAAUGUUUACAGAUUCAGGUAUUAAUAAGUGAUGGAUUACCACUUACAGUUUGUAUAGACUGCUGUAUAUUACUGAAUCAGUGCAGUGAUUUUUUUGAGAAGACCAAUCAGGCACAAACAUCUCUCAGACAAUUACUUACAGAUACUAAGUCUGAACCACAAUCAUUAGCAGCAAACAUAGAUUACAUUCAAAAAACAGUUGCAUUUCCAAAAGAAGAAGAAGUUGGAGAUAUGAUUACAGAAUGUCAACUAUCAAAUAGCUACAUUCAAGAAUCUAAUGCUUCACAUGAUUAUUUUAUUGAAGAAAAUAAAAAUAUUAGUCAAGAAAAGUAUGAAACUCAAGAACCAGAAAGCAAUGCAAAGGAAAAGAAAUGUAAAAUACAAAUGAAGAAAACCUCACCUAAACAACCUAAGAAAAAAUUAAAACGAAAAAACCAGAAUCAAAAAAUGGAAGAUUCAAAUUUGUAUAUAAAUUCUGAUUUAGAAAAAGAACAAAAUAGUAUGAGUGUAAAGACUAAUAUUAAGAUUCCAGAUAAUUACAUGACAGGUACAGAUUCAGAUUUAGAGAUCAUAGAAUCCCAUACAACAGAGGCAUUAAAAUUUGGACAUAAGAGAGGAGAGAAUAUGGAUAGGUAUCCUUGGCUUUGCACAGACUGUAAUGAUAAAUUACCAAGUUUAGAAGGAUUAGAAGAGCAUCAUGAAACUGUACACAACCAACAAGCAAAAUACAUGUGUGUGUUAUGCUGUAAAGUUUAUGAUAAAUAUUAUGGUUUUCUUACUCAUGUCAAACGACACAAAAAUAAAGCAAAAUUCAGUUGCGAAGAUUGUGGGAAAUCAUUUGUACAUAAAAAAGUAUUAGAUUCUCACAAAGCAAUUCAUAGUGAAGAACGGCCUCAUGUAUGUCAAACUUGUGGGAAAACAUUUAGACAGCAGAGUGCUUUGUACAUCCAUAGUCGAUGUCAUUUACCAGAUACAAUGAAGAAUAGGUUUCCAUGUGAUCAGUGCGACAAAAGAUUUUCAACAAAACCAAAUUUAGUUACACAUAAACGCAUCCAUUCUGGCGUUAGAAAUUUCACGUGCGAUCAAUGUGGUAAAAGUUUUAUUCAGAAAGGAAAUUUGGAAGCUCAUUUUUUAACUCACUCGGCAGAUAAACCCUACAGCUGUACUCAGUGUUCAAAAGCCUUUAAAACUCCAUUGCAAUUAAAAAAACAUGAAACAGUUCAUACUGGAGCUAAACCACAUCAGUGUGCUGUAUGUGGAAGAACUUUUAGAGAAAAAGGAACGUUAAGAGAGCAUCAUAGAAUACAUACUGGAGCAAUGCCAUUUACAUGCGAAUUUUGUGGUAAAUGUUUUCGCUUCAAAGGCAUACUGACUACUCAUAGGAGACAACAUACUGGUGAACGUCCGUAUAGUUGCCUUGAAUGUCAACAUCAUUUCACAAAUUGGCCAAACUACAAUAAACAUAUGAAACGUAGACAUGGAAUUAAUACAUCGCACACGAAACAUUUAUCGCAAUCUCAACAGUUAGAUUCACAACAACCAAUACAUCAACAGCAACAACAAUCAGAACAAUCACAAACAAUCCAAUCAAAUCCCAAUGAAGAUCCCUUGGCUAUUAUAUCCCACACAGAGACAUCAACAGUCCAAGUAAUACAAACUGCGUCCCAUGCGUCAGCGUCUCAACCUAUCGUUGUACAAACCAUUCCAACAACAGCAAUUCAAAACUUUCAGUCUGAUGUGACAGGUACUGUACAAGAUGCUGUGUUUCGUGAAAGAAAUGCAACGUACUUCAAUGCAAUGCCAGCCACACUGCAAAAUUUUUUACCACCCAAUUUACCAUACAAUUUUUAUAAUAUUUCAAAUGUUACAUACAGAGAAUGAUGAUUUCAUUUGAUAUAAAUAAGAUAAAAUUGUGUUACACGACCCAGGUUUAAGUAAA
This is a messenger RNA of Dufourea novaeangliae, 2366 nucleotides long. Its product is annotated as putative zinc finger protein 735. The transcript is spliced from 8 exons. Gene Ontology annotation, cellular component: nucleus. Gene Ontology annotation, molecular function: zinc ion binding. Bases 323 to 2308 code for a protein of 661 amino acids. The record is from RefSeq and is a predicted model, not a curated record. Lineage: Eukaryota; Metazoa; Arthropoda; Insecta; Hymenoptera; Halictidae.